UAAAGAAAGGGUUUUAAAUGGAGUCACAAAAGCACUGCGUGUUCCCUCUGCAACCCCAACAGUCACUAAACCCUAAACACAAGCACCUGGAGUUUGCUCAAACUUAAACCCUCAAAGGUUGGUAGAAAAGAGAACGAUGGAGAAGAUGAAGAUAGAAGAGGUACAAUCAACUGCCAAAAAGCAGAGAGUCGCCACUCACACUCAUAUCAAAGGCCUUGGCCUUGAGCCCAAUGGAAAAGCAAUACCGUUAUCUGCUGGCUUUGUGGGUCAGAUAGAGGCAAGAGAAGCAGCUGGUCUUGUAGUUGAUAUGAUAAGGCAAAAGAAGAUGGCUGGUCGUGCUCUUUUACUGGCCGGGCCUCCUGGUACUGGGAAGACAGCUUUGGCCCUCGGAAUAUCCCAGGAACUUGGAAGCAAGGUUCCAUUCUGUCCAAUGGUUGGUUCAGAAGUAUACUCAUCAGAAGUGAAGAAAACUGAAGUUUUAAUGGAAAACUUUCGAAGGGCAAUUGGUCUUCGUAUCAAGGAAAAUAAAGAGGUCUAUGAAGGAGAGGUCACUGAGCUUUCACCAGAAGAAACUGAAAGUAUUACAGGUGGCUAUGGUAAAAGCAUUAGUCAUGUAAUUAUUGGACUAAAAACUGUCAAAGGAACCAAGCAACUAAAGUUGGACCCAACUAUUUAUGAUGCCUUAAUCAAGGAGAAGGUAGCUGUUGGAGAUGUUAUAUACAUCGAAGCGAAUAGUGGAGCUGUCAAAAGGGUGGGUAGAAGUGAUGCUUUUGCUACAGAAUUUGAUCUUGAAGCAGAAGAAUAUGUCCCACUUCCUAAGGGAGAGGUUCACAAAAAGAAAGAGAUAGUUCAGGAUGUAACACUACAUGACCUAGAUGCUGCAAAUGCAAGACCUCAAGGUGGGCAAGAUAUUUUGUCAUUAAUGGGUCAAAUGAUGAAGCCCAGAAAAACAGAAAUUACUGACAAGCUGCGACAGGAAAUUAAUAAGGUUGUUAAUCGAUAUAUAGAUGAAGGCGUUGCAGAACUUGUCCCUGGUGUUCUAUUCAUUGAUGAGGUACAUAUGCUGGACAUGGAGUGCUUUUCAUAUUUGAAUCGUGCUUUGGAGAGCUCAUUGUCUCCAAUAGUAAUAUUUGCUACAAAUAGGGGAAUAUGUAAUGUAAGAGGGACGGUUAUGAACAGUCCUCAUGGCAUUCCAGUUGACUUGUUGGACCGGUUGGUGAUCAUACGAACACAAAUAUAUGGUCCUGCUGAAAUGAUACAGAUUUUAGCAAUUCGUGCACAGGUAGAGGAACUGAUUGUAGAUGAAGAAAGUUUGGCAUUUCUUGGAGAGAUGGGCCAACGCUCAUCCUUGAGGCAUGCAGUUCAGCUGUUAUCACCUGCCAGCAUUGUGGCAAAAAUGAAUGGCCGAGACAACAUUUGCAAGGCGGAUCUUGAGGAAGUGAGUGCAUUGUAUUUGGAUGCCAAGUCUUCAGCAAAAGUUCUUCAAGAACAGCAGGAAAAGUAUAUUUCAUGAUAGCAUUAUACCUGAAUGUUUGAGGAGUAGCAAAUCUGUGCUUUGACCGAGAUGCUUUGCCGCAUAGAGCAUGCUGAAAUUGGUAGGGUUUUGGUGUACUAAUCGGGUUGAUGAAGGCAGAGAUGAGUUGAACUGUAAGCAGAUGCAGGAAGAGAUGGAUGAUGGGUGAAUGAUAAAGAAUUCCAUGUGCCUUUGAAUCCAGCCUAGUUUUUAGGAUUAGAAAGCUCGUUCCAGUGAAUGUAAUGGUGUGGAUAAAAUGUAAGUUGAAGAAACUGAAAUAGAUUUGUCUAAGGAAUCUCUUUAAUUAUUCCAGGUCGAAGAUUAUAUACAAUUUUUGUAUUUAUGGAUGGGCAUAUGGUCCCUUUUAGAUUAUGAAGUAAGCAUUAAUUAAA
This is a messenger RNA of Ricinus communis (castor bean), 1905 nucleotides long. Its product is annotated as ruvB-like protein 1. The record is from RefSeq and is a predicted model, not a curated record. The coding region runs from base 137 to 1513 and encodes 458 amino acids. Gene Ontology annotation, biological process: regulation of transcription by RNA polymerase II; chromatin remodeling; box C/D snoRNP assembly. Gene Ontology annotation, molecular function: DNA helicase activity; ATP binding; ATP hydrolysis activity. Lineage: Eukaryota; Viridiplantae; Streptophyta; Magnoliopsida; Malpighiales; Euphorbiaceae. Gene Ontology annotation, cellular component: Swr1 complex; NuA4 histone acetyltransferase complex; R2TP complex. The transcript is spliced from 12 exons.